Messenger RNA from Trichobilharzia regenti, 1395 nucleotides. The record is from the annotation of a GenBank genome assembly. NCBI's taxonomy places the organism in Eukaryota, Metazoa, Platyhelminthes, Trematoda, Strigeidida, Schistosomatidae.
GUCACUGCUACCUACUUAACAGUGGACGAUAUGCUGAAAGUUUGGGUCAGCUACACUUACAGUACAAAACAUCAGUCUGGAAGUAAUGGUUGGAUAGAGACGAGCACUUCUGGAGGAUUGAAUAAUUCAGAGCGCCUUCAAUGCAGUAUACACGGCUGCUGAUUUAAACAAACUACUCAGCAGCAAAGCUACUUCAUGGCAUUCAGAAUAUGAAAGAGUUAUACAUACAAAUGUAUAAAAAUAAAUAAAUAUAUAUAUAAACUUGUAAAUUGGAGUUGUCUAUACAGCCGGUAACGUAAUCUAUGUUGACCUAGAAUGAGGGCCAAGGUUGCACGUUGGAAUCUAGGUUGCAUAUGGAUCUAUGUUAAGGGUUCCCAGUUGAUGGGAAUGAGAACUGCAUUUGUUCUUUCGUUUUACAGAUGGAGAAUUGUAAUAUAUCUAAUUGUAUUAUGUUGUUUGUAUUUAUUCCUGUGGUGUCUAACACCUUCAGAAUUUGUCACAGAGUUCGUAAAAACUGACGAGCCACAUGAAUGCGUUGUGGAUCGUCUAAAACCAUUUGAAAAGAGGAUACGCGAUUUAGAUGCAUUUCUAAUUCAACCAGAAAAUUCUCAAAGUGAUCUAACAUUUAUAGGAAAUGGUCUAAUUGGGUGUUCAUUUCAAGAAGAUGGAAUAGUGAUCUUUAAUAAUGGAUUUUUGUCUAAAACUCUUAAUAUACCAGUAUUGCUCACCCUAGAUGUUCAUGGAUAUGUGAAUUUCAAAGCCCUAUUGUUAGAUAUUCGAAAUGGAAUAAUGCACAAAAUGAGUUGCUUCAAACAUGUAAAUGAAUUGUGCGUUUCAUCCGGGACAAUGGUUUACGCGCAUCGUCGUUAUUCAAGCCUACUCAUUCAAACCUUCAGAGUUUAUAAUCCUAUGGACUGGGAUAAUACUGUAAAAAUUGAAAAGGGUAACCUAAAGAAUUGGACAGAACUUGUAUCGCUUCGGCUUUUAAAACUUCAAAGAAAGAGUGAGAUAAAAAAUCAUGCGCCUGAAGAAGUAACCUAUCAAGUCGCCUGCGGCAUUGUACGAUUACCGUCUAUAGAAAAUAUUCAUACUAACACUCAGGUAUUAUUAGUUGUUGUCUACGAACCAGUUUUUCCGGAUAAUCUCACAGUUCCGUCUGGAUCGACACAAUCAUACACAUUUAUUACUGGUAUACAAAUAUCCAGUCAACCGAUCUCUGUCACUGAACAUGAUUUAGUUCAAUUUAAAUCAGAUCUUGGUCCACUAGCUAAAGAAAGAUCACGGCUAGAGGGAUUAGUUUUCACAGAAUUAACAUUUGCCUUACGUUAUCCUGAAAGUGAAUUACGCAAAGAACAUAUGGAUGCUUGGAAUUUAGUAAGUGGAUUUUUUAAUUAA